AUGAAUAAUGGUGGUGAACAGAUUAAUGGCCAAGAAUCAACAAUUUCUUCAAUUUCCUCAAUUUCUUCAAUUCAUCAGAAUAAUCAGAAUGGUCCAUCAGCAUUUAUUAUUCAUCGACCGGUUUUAUUACCAGAUAUUAUUAAAUCAUUUUCUCAAGCUAGAAGAUCUAAAAUGAGAACUAGACCAGUUACAAGAGCAAAAAAUAAAAGAGAAAGUCAAGAAUUAGAAUUAUUAAAAUUAACCGGAUUAGAUCACAUUAUUGAUACACCAGAUAAUAAUGGAUCAAAUAAAAAUGAUGAAGAACCCGUGACUAAUUCAUCACGUCGUACCGCAGCAAUGAAUGGACAAAAAUUUUUAACAACAUAUACAAAUUCACAAAUUUCUAGAACAAAUACAAAUUCGGCAAAUGGUGAUAAACAAAAUAAUCGAUCAAAUAAUCAUAAUGGAAAUUUACAAUAUUAUCGAAAUUCUAAUCAACGAAGAACUUCGGUGUCAGUAUCAUCAUUAUCAUCAAUUCCUACUUCAGAAUUAAGUGAUUAUGAUCUUAACUCUGAUAAUUUUGGAGAUGAUGAAGAUGAUCCAGAUUUUGCUCCACCAACAAAGAAACGUAAAGGAGAUCAUUCACCUUCUAAAUAUUAUCCGAAUUCAUC
Racocetra persica is the source of this 650-nucleotide messenger RNA. The record is from the annotation of a GenBank genome assembly. Lineage: Eukaryota; Fungi; Glomeromycota; Glomeromycetes; Diversisporales; Gigasporaceae.